AUGUCUGUAACCGGUCUAAUCCUGCGGAAUUUCUUACGGCUUCUGUCACCAAUUAAGAUGUCCACGUGUGUGAAAAGCUCUCAUGGACAUGCUCUCAGCACUUUUACUUCCUGCUUCAACCCAAUCACUGGUAUGAUUCAAUGGAACGAUGUGGGUGAUGACUACGAUUUUGAGCAAGAGGUAGCCCAAUCUGCUUACGCUGAUAUGUUGCAUGAUCGCGAUCGGAAUCGGCGCUAUUACGAGGCCUUGCGUCACGUCAUUGGGGGCAUGAAGGCCGCUGGCCAGGAGGUGCAUGUGCUGGAUAUCGGUAGUGGGACGGGUCUCCUUUCAAUGAUGGCAGCGCGAGCUGGCGCGGACUCGGUUGUCGCCUGUGAGGCCUUUGGUCCUGUCGCCAGCUGCGCUUUGCGUAUCUUGAAAGCCAAUGGGUUUACAGACCGUGUGAAGUUGAUUCACAAACAUUCCACGGAUUUGGUUGUUGGUGAAGAUAUGCCAUGCAAAGCCAAUGUCCUUGUUGCGGAGCUUUUUGAUACGGAACUUAUUGGAGAGGGCGCUCUGAAGGUGUACCUCCAUGCUGCCGAUAAUCUUCUUACAUCAGACGCCGUCCUCAUUCCUUGUAAGGCCAAAAUGUAUCUACAGAUAGUAGAGUCGCCCUUCCUCUGGUCUCACAAUCAAAUUGAACCCUUUGGAGAUGGCUUGUCCUUCCCCUCGGAGGAUAUGCGUCGCUGCCACGGUUCACCCGUUGUUUUCGACCUCCAGGUGUCGCGUCUCAAUUUUAUCCGUGAUGAGGUUCUCACAGGAGACGAGGAUCGCGGCUCUGUUCGGUGUCUCCUUGAGACUCCAUUGAUGUUCCAUGAAUUUGAUUUCGCUCCAUAUUCUUCCAACCUGAAACUUAAAGAGAUGAAACGAAUUACCGAAGUUAAUGGUAAACCGAUAACGGCAAUUCGCGCCGGCUUAGCACACGCUAUGAUAGUGUGGUGGGAGCUGCAAAUGGAGCCCUCCGGUCAAGUUCCAGCUAUCACUAUGGCUCCAGUUGGUACGGAAAUUUCUGUUGGCCCUGAUGAUCCGCGUGCAACUCCAACAUGGCGUGAACAUUGGAUGCAGGCGGUUUACUUUCCCCGUAGUUGUCCUCUAUCCAUCUCCGUCGGCGAAGCGCUUUGCGUCGAUUUCUCGCAUGACACCUUUUCCAUGCACCUAGAUCUCCACCGCGCCUCUUCUUCCCCACCUCUCAUAGACCAACAAGCCCCUUUCUGUCAUUGUCUCGCCCACGUCGCCUGGCCCCGCUACCGCUUUGCCCAACUCAACCAUCCUCACUUUCGGAUAGACUCUCUUCGACUUACCAAAUCCGUCGUCGACUACGUAUCUGCUCUCCAGACACCAUCCAUUGCUCUCGUAAUCGUCUCCGAUGCUUCUCAUGUCCCACUUCAAAUUCAUCACUCUCUACCUCCCGGUAAAGCUGCCAUAUUUCAUUUGGACACCUCACCAAUGUCUUUGAAAAUAAUGGGCCCUGUUUACCGCAAGGCUCAUUCUCCUAUCAUCCUCGAGGAAAAUGUAGAUGAUCUAUUGAAUUCGCUGGAAAAUUUAGUUGAAAAAUCUCCCACACCUGUGGAAAUAGGCAUAAUUUCGGAGCCUUUUGUGGCAACUGCUUUGCUUCCUUGGAACUCCAUAACAUUUUGGUACGUUUUUGGACAAAUUAAGAGGCGACUGCCUCGACAUCCCUGUCGGCUGAUAGCACCUACACACCUGCGUAUAUGCGCAGUAGCCAUGCAAUUUGAACACCUUUGGAAAAUCCGCGCACCUGUUGGGGCCGACUGCGAAGGGUUCGAUUUGCGCCUCUUCGAUGAGAUGAUUUUGGCGGCUGCAGCAGCCACAGACGCUCCAGUUGAACCUCAGCCUCUGUGGCAGUAUAUGGGUAAAGCACGGUCGCUCCCGAAGCCUAUUUUCGAGAUGCAUCUGAUUGAUGCACCCAUCUUCUCUUCUCAUGGCCCGGCAGCACCUAAGUCUCUUGAAGCUCAGGUCGCCCAAACUCAAACUCUGUCACUCUCCACAAACGAACAAUCGGUCAAUGCGGUGGCGUUAUGGGCUGAGUGGCGCAUGGCUGACGAAGUGUGGCAGGUAGUUGGAGGACCUAUGAAACCCAUCAAAGUGGACAAGGAAGUGGAGUGGUGUAAGACUGGUCCUCACUCAGGAGUAGUCUUCCUGAAUCCCAGCCUAAGUGACAAACUGAGAUCGAAGAAACAUCCUCGUGCUUUGAAGGUGGAAAGUAGCUUUGACUUUUACACUGGAGAACCAAAAUUCUGCUUCGAUGUUGUUUGA
This is a messenger RNA of Hydatigera taeniaeformis, 2313 nucleotides long. Lineage: Eukaryota; Metazoa; Platyhelminthes; Cestoda; Cyclophyllidea; Taeniidae. The record is from the annotation of a GenBank genome assembly.